Molecule: messenger RNA, 261 nt
Organism: Symbiodinium sp. CCMP2456
Lineage: Eukaryota; Dinophyceae; Suessiales; Symbiodiniaceae
Source: the annotation of a GenBank genome assembly
AUGCUCUGGCUGCAGUUCGGAGGCCUUCAAUCCGAAAUUUCGUACAACCAUUUCUGGCGCCGAUUCCGGGAAGCCUGGGCAAAUGUGUUGCGAUUCACCCCCGAGUCCAGCCACGCAGGCUGCAGUGAAUGCUUGAAAUUCAAAGAAGAGCUCUCGGGAUCUUUUGAUCUCCAAAGCAGGUUCGAGGUCGCCAAAAUGUAUCGGGAGCACCUGACUAGCGUCGCCAAAGACCGAGAGUUGGAAGAAUACUUUCAGGACUGA